ACUACGACACGAUGACGAUGACGAUGUCAGGUAUAUGCGCGUCGCAGCAGCAGUUGGUCGGCAACAAAAAUUUAAUAACCGCAGCACAUCUGUUCCGUUUCUGCGUCCGGACAAAAGAUCGCGAUCGCGUGACACGUUUUUCGUUUUUUUAUUUGUAUUGAAUUUUAUUUAUUUUUUUUUUUUUUAAUUUUUUAUUUUCGCACUUUCAAGUGCCGGCCUUUGAACAUAGUUGUUUUUCAUUUCAAUUAUUUCCCCCACCCCCCUCAAUCGCCGUGCGUCGUACGCGCAUGCACGGACGUAAUAAAUACGUGCAGACGCUUGGGAACGCGGUCAUCACCGUCCGAGCACGCGGUUACCACACUGAUCGUUUGCGACCCGAAGAAGACAUCCGAUCCCGUGCCCAGAGACAAACAUGACGACCGCGAGAACUCGGCUAGCCGCGGCGGUCGUCUGGCUGACGCUCGUCCAUCAGAUUGAAGCAAAUAACCCUCCAUUAUUUUCACGACCAAGUUUUAUGGGCUCUAUUUCCGAUGAAAUCAAUAUGCCUGACAUAAAUCGGAUACGACCAUCCAUUAACCAAAUAUCUAACCCGCUAGAAAGUAACAAAGGUUUCGGAUCAGCUCAACCGAUUUCAACACCACUAUCACAACCACAACAAAAUACAACGCCACAAGGCGACAAUAUUAAAUCACCCAUUCAGGAUAAUAAUCAAGAACCGACGCAGAAGAAUGGUCAACCAUCGAUGCAAAAUAUAAGACCUUUACAGGAACCGAAUAACGGUCAAUCGAAAAUACAGAGUAUGAGACUACCACAGAUGUUGGACAAUAAUUCACAAUUUAUUAAAAAUACUGAUUCACCAUUUGUUCAAAAUACUGAUUCACCAUUUGUUCAAAAUACUGAUUCACCAUUUGUUAAAAAUAAUGAUUCACCAUUUUUUAAAAAUAACGGCUUUCCGCCGAGGGAGGAUAAUUUUAUACCACCUUUAAAAAUGAAUCAACCGAAGGAACAAGAUUUCGGUAUGACUGAUCAAACGCAAGGAUCAUCUGGUUUACAGCAAGGGUCGAAUCUACCGUCGAACUCGAACCGGCCACAAGAGGUGAACUUUAACAAUCAACAAUCAAGACCUCCGCAGGAAGAUAGUUUUACCGAUAAUGCUUAUUCGACGAAUACUCCUCAGGAACAGGUACAACAACAAUAUCAGAAAAAGUAUCCGCAACAAAAUCAACAAUAUCCACCAUCAUUUCCCCAAAAACUUCCAAAUCAAAUGUCCGCACAACCAAUUGUAUCGUAUCCGCAGCGACAACCAACCGUCGUAGCGGUUCCGCAGCAACGACCGAUGGAGUCGGUUCCACCGCAACAGCAAAUCGUGUCGGUUCCGCAGCAGUCGCAGUUUUCGUCCAAUUACCCUGACAACCAGAUGUAUCAACCGAUGGACCAACAGAAUUUCCGUGGACCGCAACAGCCAUAUUAUCAGAUGCCUUAUCAGACCCAAAUGUCAAUGAACUACCCGGACACUGAAAACGAUCGGACGCAAACGUACAUCAACAGCUAUCAAAUACAGCCGUCCAAUGUUCCUUCCCGUACCGGACCGAAGCCACUGUUCCCCAUCAACUUCGGGAACAUGUUGCCGCUGAAUUCGCUGAGAGCGUUCAACCCGUUGCCGUUUGCGCAGCAGUCGAUCGGCAAGUUGACCGGUUCGAUGAACGGCAUGGUGGACAAGGUGCACAGUUACACGUCCGGCGUGGAAGACGGUGUGACCGGCAUGGCGCUGGAUUUCGGCACCACGCUGGUGGACGGCGGCCAGGCGGCCCUGCACACGAUCGCGGACGUGGCGCUGGCUGUGCCGGACGCAAUCUUCGACAGCAAGCGGAAAACGUUGAACAGAUUGCGGAACUCGCGGCAAGGCAGCCGCCAGCCGGACGCGACGAACAGUCGGCCGCAGGACGGCACGUACUACGCCCAACAGUUGUCGCAGAACGGCCAAGACGACAACGGUUACACGACGGCGGGGCAACAGCAGCCCCAGCAGCCCCAGCAGGUCAGCAUUCGCCACGGCAUCCAACAGGUUCCGUCCGAAUAUGUAAUGGGUUGGCUUAUUGGACGAAGGGAGCCGGGGAGAAUAAUCCGUGUAUUAUAG
This is a messenger RNA of Sipha flava (yellow sugarcane aphid), 2137 nucleotides long. Its product is annotated as putative mediator of RNA polymerase II transcription subunit 26. The record is from RefSeq and is a predicted model, not a curated record. Lineage: Eukaryota; Metazoa; Arthropoda; Insecta; Hemiptera; Aphididae. The transcript has 4 exons. The coding region runs from base 413 to 2137 and encodes 574 amino acids.